UAAUUUGCCGAUUUUUAUGAUUGAUGAUUAAAUUUACUUCUACUACAGAGUACAGACUGUCCAAUUAAAUAUUUACCUAACCAAAGUGAAGAUUAAAAUUCUUUCUUUUUCUAAAACCUAUUUGUGGAGUUGGCGAAAUUCAUUUGAAGAGUAUGGCCGCACAAUUGUUCAAUCGAAUUGGUCAAUUAGGUCUUGGCCUAGCAUUAGCUGGGAGUGUAGCUAAUACAGCAUUAUAUAAUGUUGAUGGUGGUCAUCGAGCUGUCAUAUUUGACAGGUUUACAGGAAUAAAGAACACCGUAGUUGGAGAAGGAACACAUUUUUUGAUUCCCUGGGUACAGAAGCCAAUCAUUUUUGAUGUUCGCUCACGUCCCAGGAAUGUUCCAGUCAUCACUGGUAGCAAAGAUUUGCAAAAUGUUAAUAUCACCCUCAGAAUAUUGUUCAGACCUCUUCCAGAACAAUUGCCAAAAAUAUACACUAUUUUAGGUGUAGAUUAUGAUGAACGUGUCUUACCCUCAAUCACCACUGAAGUCUUAAAGGCUGUAGUGGCACAGUUUGAUGCUGGUGAACUUAUCACCCAAAGAGAAAAUGUUUCUCGUAAAGUUAGCGAAACUCUUAUUGAACGUGCCGGACAAUUUGGUGUUGUGUUAGAUGAUAUUUCAAUUACCCAUUUAACCUUCGGUAAGGAGUUCACUCAAGCUGUAGAGUUGAAACAAGUAGCUCAACAAGAUGCAGAAAGAGCAAGAUAUUUGGUAGAAAAAGCAGAGCAACAGAAACAGGCUUCUAUUAUUUCUGCCCAAGGAGAUUCUGAAGCUGCAUCUAUGUUAGCAAAAUCAUUUGGAGAUGCAGGUGAAGGUUUAGUCGAGUUAAGAAGAAUUGAAGCUGCAGAAGAUAUAGCUUAUCAACUAUCAAGAUCUAGACAAGUGUCAUAUCUUCCCCCAGGUCAAAACAUUCUUCUUAACUUACCAGCACAAUAAUUUCCAAUAUUAUAUUUAGAAGCUAUUUAGACAGUUAUGAAUUUUUUUUUGCCGCCACAGUGUAAUAUAAAAUCCAACUAUACAUUAAAUUUGUAUUUUUUUUUUUUUUUUUUUUAUGUUAAAAAUAUGAAAUAUGAUUUUGUUGCAAUAAAAUCAUAGUUAUAUAGGAAUGGGAACUUUAAAACCAGUUUUUUUUACUUAUAUUUUAUAAAUACCAAAACAACUGCUUAAAGAGUCUAAA
Melanaphis sacchari is the source of this 1215-nucleotide messenger RNA. It is a transcript of the gene Phb1, whose product is annotated as protein l(2)37Cc. Gene Ontology annotation, biological process: mitochondrion organization. Gene Ontology annotation, cellular component: mitochondrion; membrane. The record is from RefSeq and is a predicted model, not a curated record. Lineage: Eukaryota; Metazoa; Arthropoda; Insecta; Hemiptera; Aphididae. Bases 153 to 974 code for a protein of 273 amino acids. The transcript is spliced from 3 exons.